This is a messenger RNA of Homarus americanus (American lobster), 3417 nucleotides long. RefSeq names its product E3 ubiquitin-protein transferase MAEA-like (gene Kaz). The transcript is spliced from 9 exons. Gene Ontology annotation, molecular function: protein binding; ubiquitin protein ligase activity. Lineage: Eukaryota; Metazoa; Arthropoda; Malacostraca; Decapoda; Nephropidae. Bases 1288 to 2454 code for a protein of 388 amino acids. Gene Ontology annotation, biological process: proteasome-mediated ubiquitin-dependent protein catabolic process. Gene Ontology annotation, cellular component: GID complex; nucleus; cytoplasm. The record is from RefSeq and is a predicted model, not a curated record.
UCGUUAACCGAAAUCUCGUUAACCGAGGCGCUCGUUAACCGAGGCGCUCGUUAACCGAGGGACCACUGUACUGGUAAUUAAAGGACCUUAUGAAGCUCAUAGCCCCACUUGUUUACGAUCAUAUCAGAGAUUGUAGAGCUAAAUUAUUUUGACAUCAUUAUCAUCAUCAGGUUGGGUUUUUAUCUCCAAAGCUCUCAGUACCCAGUCGCCCUCUUAGCUCUUUCAACGUCACAUUACACAUCCAUCUCACUGUGUCAUUUCAAUUUGCUCAAGCUGAUGUAUGCCGUCCUCUUUAAUUGCCAUAAAUCAUUUUUCUUUCAAGCGAAAAAGUGGUUCCCCUCUCUGUUAAUAAAGCCCCUUGACUUGUAACUGAGCUAGCUUUGGCACUAUCUCCAUCACUGUGAUCUUAUCACCGAGGUAGCAGAGCUCUUUGAAACAGUCCAGGAAAAUUUCCUCACUGUCAAGCUUUUCCAGUCUUGCUCAACAACAUGAUAACCUGCACGCACUGUACACGACUCUUACAGUCAGUGACAUACUGCAGUUUGCCAUUUACACCACUGCACCUCUUGUGUAUGCAUCUUUUGCACUCACUGCACAUUACUGAAUUACUACCAACACAUUUCUUAUACUGGAUGGGGGGAGUCCCCGGGUUACGAACGGGUUUCAUUCCUGAGGACGUUCUUAAGUCCGAUUUGUAUAUAAGUCAGAACACAUGAUAUGUGCAUACUGUACUUAAAGAAUAAUGUUUAAAAUCCCACCAUAUCAUAGCCUAAGUCCUUAUGUGCAUCAAAAAUCACUUAAUUUAAGACAAAAGAAGAAAUAGAAUGACAAAAUACAGUAAAUGAAAGUAAAAAAUAAGUUGUGGUAAAUAAAAUACAGUACUGUAAAUUUCAUGUUUAACCCCAUUCGUAGGUCGAGGAUACCCUGAUUAGCCAUUCCACUUCACUCAUGCCAAUAAUCAACACUGUAUUCUUUUUUUUUCAAUGUUCACUCCCAUACACUUUGACUUCAUAUCAUCCUUCCACUUUUUAAGUUUCUACACUGUCUCUUCAGUACAUACUAUCUGCUCUCAAUGCCAAGUCCUAGGUACUCUAUGCAACACUGCCCAGGGCAGACCUGUCCUAAAAUCAUACAUAAUAGUGCCUCCAACACCAUGAUAAACAGAAGGGAGCUCAAGACCGACCCAUGGUGGACCCCUAUUUUUGUCUCAUUAGCUGGAAUAAUUGGUGCAGAGCAGUUCCGGGAUUGAGAGAUUUUUGGAGCCACAGUGGAUAAGACAGAUUCAUCAUGGCAGAUGUUUCAUCUAUAGAACAUCCCACAUUAAAAGUACCAUACGAUGUGCUGAACAAGAAAUUCCGGCUGGCACAGAAAACUUUAGACCGAGAAGUUUGCCAUGUUACCUCUGCCGUAACUGAACUGGAGCGAGUCCUCUUCACAGACAGCCGCAGUGCCUCACAAAUAUCAUCUUUACUUGGUGGCGUUGUUGAAAAAUUAUCUUCCUUCAAGCGUAAGGCAGAAGAAGCUACCCAGGAGGAGAUGGAAUCUGGACGUGUGGUGAAGCGUCGUGUAGAUCAUCUGAAAGACCAUGAUUCACUCAGUCCUUCGGUGGUAACAGAAUGGAAACGCACUAGACUUGAUCGAUUGUUAGUGGAGUAUCUUCUUCGUGCUGGAUGUUACUCAACAGCCACCAAGUUAGCAAGUUCACGUAGUAUAGAAGGGCUUACGAACUUGGAUGUGUUCCUGGUUGCAAGAGAGGUGGAGCAGUCAUUAGGUUGCCGUGACACAAGCAAGUGCCUUUCCUGGUGCCAUGAUAACAAGAGCAAGUUAAGAAAGCUCAACUCCUCCCUGGAGUUCAAUGUGCGGAUGCAAGAGUUCAUUGAACUUAUCAAGAGUGAUCGUCGAAUGGAAGCUAUCAGGCAUGCAAGAAAGCACUUUACAGGACAAGAACCUGGGCAUUUGCCCUCCAUACAACGAUGUAUGGCACUCAUUGCUUUCCCAGCCAACACAGAUGUCACUCGAUACAAGGAGCUUCUAUCAGAUGUACGAUGGGACCAGUUGAUUGAACAGUUUCGAGCUGAAAACUUGAAAUUAUAUCAGUUGUCAUCACAGUCAGCAUUCUCUGUUGUUGUCCAGUCAGGGCUGUCUGCACUCAAGACUCCUCAUUGCUAUAGGGGAGCUACUGGUCACAACCCAGACUGUCCUGUGUGCCAGCCCUCUCUUAACUCACUAGCUUCACCUCUCCCGUAUGCCCACUGCUCACAGUCUCGUCUUGUUUGUCACAUUAGUGGAGAACAGCUCAAUGAAAACAACCAACCACUGAUGCUGCCCAAUGGAUAUGUCUAUGGACAGAAGGCUCUUCAGCAAAUGGCCAGUGAGAAUAACGGCACCAUUGUUUGUCCGCGCUCUCGUCAGACAUUCAACAUUAGAGAUGCAGAAAAAGUGUUUGUCAUGUGAGAAGAUGUGUGUGAUGCUCACAUGAUAUUAGCAGUUAAAAUGACAGUUCUUGUGAACAGAAUUUAUUGCUCAUAAAUGUGGCCAUAAUAAUAAGGAAACUCUUUAACAAGAUAAAAUAAAUUACUGAUAUUGGUUUGUACUGUACUGUCAUGUACUGUAUUCAGGUAUCUUAAAUUGUUGCUAUUUUGUGCGCUGAUUUAAACUGCAAUUUAGAUGAGUGUGUGUUAAUGCAGAAACAUGGUUAAACAUUUGUAUACACUCAUACAGUACUGUAUGUGCUUGUACACACACAAGUAAACAUACACAUUUACAGUAUAUACAUACACAGAAAUAUGCUGUAUAUGCACAUAUACAGGUACAGUACAGGUACUCUUGUUUUGGUAUUGACAAAGGAGAAAUUUAGCUAUAAUUACAAUCUUUUGUUUCACGUGAGAUUUUGAUAAUGUGACAAAAGAAUAUUAAAGUGUUUUGAUAAAGGCAACUAAAGAAAAAUGGUAUAUUCAUGAUGAAAGACUAUUCACUGAUGAAGUUAAAGCUAUACUGUACUUCUGUGACUCCAUGCUUUUCCUUGACAUCUUUAGUCUUAAUAUGUUGACCAACAAUGUAUGAUAAAGUUUGCUAUAUUAAGGACAUAUGGCUCAUCAUUUUGUAAUCUAAAGUCAUUUCAGAUGUGUGCAUGUCUGUUCCCUCGCCAUAAAUAAAAUACAAUGAGAAUCAUUUUGAAGGGACACUUGGGUCUCUUCUUUGUCCAUAUUUUCAGUGAAGUUAACAAGAGAACAACUUUUGAGAUGAGGUUUUUAUAUUGUCAGUAAGUUUUGCAUCAAGGAUGUACUAUGGACUGUAAUGUACCUCUAGAGCAGUGGUUCUCAACCUUGUUUGCCCCAUGCACCCCUUUCACCAUAUGUCAGAAUGUCAUUCCCCCCUCCUUUCCAAGAUUGUCUGCCUCAAAAAGUGCAUUCCAAA